UCCCACCACUUCCUCCACAGCUCUCACAUUUGUGCAGUUCUUUCACGCUCAUCACAUAUUCAAUGUCUCACCAUCACAUGAAGAUCACAUUUGCUCACUAACUAAGGAAACAGCCACAUAACUUCAUAUCAGUGGAUUAUAAGUAGGUUUCUCUCUUUGCUGCUUUUUGGUUUAAGAAGAACUUUUAUUAAAAAAAAAAAAAAAAAAAAAAAAAAACUUUGGACCACAUGCGGAGGCCAAUAGCUCGGGAGCGAUGUCAUCUCUACUUUCUCACAACAAUGAUCAGCCACGCAUCAGAAAGUCGCUCUCUGACUCCUCUCCAACUUCAUCUACCACCAAGAGCCUGAGGCACGAGAGACUGUCGAGAUUGAGCUCGUCUGAUGUCUCCAACGACACGUCAACAAACCACGCUGAGUCCUACUUCUUACGGCGGGAGAACAGACUGUCUGCAAGGAAAAAGGCAGAAGAAGAGACAGCGAACAAUGACUAUAAAAAGAUGUAUGAAAAGGCAGUGGCUACCAAUCAAAGACUCAAGUCCAGGCUGGAAACAAGUAAACAGGAACUGGCCAUGAUUCAGGACCAGCUGCAGAGAGCACAGGUAAUGUAA
This is a messenger RNA of Perca fluviatilis (European perch), 607 nucleotides long. Its product is annotated as protein phosphatase 1 regulatory subunit 12B-like. The transcript has 5 exons. The record is from RefSeq and is a predicted model, not a curated record. Bases 254 to 607 code for a protein of 117 amino acids. Lineage: Eukaryota; Metazoa; Chordata; Actinopteri; Perciformes; Percidae.